Alternaria conjuncta is the source of this 1395-nucleotide messenger RNA. RefSeq lists its product as uncharacterized. Gene Ontology annotation, biological process: L-arginine biosynthetic process; L-ornithine biosynthetic process. NCBI's taxonomy places the organism in Eukaryota, Fungi, Ascomycota, Dothideomycetes, Pleosporales, Pleosporaceae. The transcript has a single exon. Gene Ontology annotation, molecular function: L-glutamate N-acetyltransferase activity, acting on acetyl-CoA as donor; L-glutamate N-acetyltransferase activity, acting on acetyl-L-ornithine as donor. The record is from RefSeq and is a predicted model, not a curated record. Bases 1 to 1395 code for a protein of 464 amino acids. Gene Ontology annotation, cellular component: mitochondrial matrix.
AUGCCCCUCACACGGCCCAACCCGCGAUUCCUCGCCCGCACAAACCGUAUCUUCACCUCGCAAAUACGAACAUACGCUGCACCCGGCGACGGCGUGAUCCCACCUGCGAAGAAGAAGUAUGUUCCGACUUCAGGCACAUACCCGCUCGGAUUCAAGGCUGGAAGUGCGCAUGUUGGUGUCAAGGCGUCCAACACCCGCUUCGACGAUCUUGCUCUCAUCGCAUCCGACACACCAUGCGCGGGAGCGGCCGUCUUCACAACGAACAAGUUCCAAGCUGCUCCAGUCACUGUCAGCAGGGACAUGCUGAAGAAGAGGAAGGGCGAGGGAAUCCGGGCUGUCGUAGUAAAUUCAGGAUGCGCCAACGCAGUGACGGGACGUGGAGGUAUCGAGGAUGCUAUCUCCAUGGGCCAUGAAACCGACAAGUGCUUCAUACAAGACAAGAACGGGCAAGACGACCUGAAAGGAAGCCGGAGCAUUGUCAUGAGCACAGGUGUCAUCGGCCAGCGCCUGCCCAUUGACAAAAUUACCUCGAAGAUACCCACUGCAUACUACAAUCUCGGAGACACGCACGAACACUGGCUAGGCACCGCACGUGCAAUCUGUACGACCGACACAUUCCCCAAGCUCCUCUCCAAGACAUUUUCGUUACCGAGCACUCAACAAGAAUACCACAUUGCGGGUAUGACUAAGGGCGCAGGCAUGAUCCAUCCCAACAUGGCCACGCUUCUAGGCAUAAUCUGCACAGACGCCCCCGUCGCCCCUUACCUGCUCCGUCAAGCACUUGUCGCCGCCAUUGGAAAGUCCUUUAACAGCAUUUCCAUCGAUGGUGACACAUCUACCAACGACACAGUAGCUAUCCUAGCCAACGGUGCCGCCGGUGGACAGCCCAUUACCUCAGCCGAUUCCAAAGACUUUGCCGCUUUCCAAAAAGUCCUCACAGACUUCUCGAUUGACCUGGCGAAACUGGUCGUCAGAGACGGCGAAGGUGCGACGAAAUUUGUCACCAUCAAGGUGACAAAUGCCGCGUCUUACAAGGAUGCUCACCGCGUAGCCUCGACCAUUGCGCGCUCACCGCUCGUCAAGACAGCCCUGUACGGAAAGGACGCAAACUGGGGCCGUAUCUUGUGCGCGACGGGUUACGCCGAAGGCGUCGACUCCGUUGUUCCCGAAGAGACGAGCGUUAGCUUUGUCCCCACGGACGGCAGUGAGGAGUUGAAGCUACUUGUCAAGGGUGAGCCGGAGCAAGUUGAUGAGAACAGGGCAGCCAAGAUUCUAGAGGCUGAGGAUUUGGAGAUCAAGGUUAGGCUGAGUGAGAAGGAAGGCGAGGAGGCUGUCUUCUGGACAUGUGAUUUUAGUCACGAGUAUGUUACUAUCAACGGUGAUUACCGGACGUGA